AUGAGCUCUGUCGAGGAAUUAAAAAUAGUUCGCUUAUUUCGUGCGUACAAUACCACUAUUCAACUCUGCUUGGACCGUGGAUACACUAUUCGACAUCCAUCCAUUAUCGCCGAUGCCGUCCAUAGGCCGGAGCUUUUCGACUCCUUGACCGGCCUGGAUUAUCAGUUUUUUCUCAAGCACUUCGUGCUCACUCCAGAGCAAUCGAAGCUACUUCAAGCAAAUAAGCAUAUAACCAAUGAAGAGGAUGCCGAUGAGAAUGAUUUUGAUGGACUGAAAGGGGCUCCGGAGGGAUCGUGGACAGCCAUGCGGAAUGCCAUGAGGUUAUCUUGCCAACUCCAGACGAGUGGUGCGACAGAAAGUUUAGCAUUAGGCCUUGAAGCGGCUCCAGGCACGGCCCCAUUGAUGCCGAGCAACGAGCGCAAUGUAACGCAGCAUGAAUCUGAUAGAACAAUGGAUCGUAGAAGUCGGGGGGGUAGUUUGAUAGUUUUCUUCUCCCACACGCCAGUGUUGACGAUACGUGAGGUUCAGGACUACCGCGAGAAGGCGCUCAAGAAGGGCGCUGACGGCAUAAUCGUAGUUGCGCAAAGCAAGGUUUCGCCGAUGGUGCGGCGCGGUGUGCAGGAGCUCUGCGCGCGCUUUGCGCCCGGGACCGCAACCGAGCUCCUGAAAAUUCAGGUGUUUGACGAGGAGUCGCUCUGCUUCAACGUGACGCGGCAUGAGAACGUGCCGCGUCACGUGGUGCUUUCGAAGGAGGAGGCGCUGAACUUCCUAACCGAACGCAAGUUGAAUAUCUCGCAGCUGCCCCGCAUCUUGGAGAGUGAUCCUGUUGUCCAGUAUUUUGGUAUCUCACGAGGGGAUAUUGUUAAGAUUAUCCGUGAAAGCGAGGUGACUGGGCCCUAUGCCAUGUACCGACAAGUCGUUUGA
Phytomonas sp. EM1 is the source of this 924-nucleotide messenger RNA. The record is from the annotation of a GenBank genome assembly. Lineage: Eukaryota; Euglenozoa; Kinetoplastea; Trypanosomatida; Trypanosomatidae.